Messenger RNA from Phyllotreta striolata, 1641 nucleotides. Lineage: Eukaryota; Metazoa; Arthropoda; Insecta; Coleoptera; Chrysomelidae. The record is from the annotation of a GenBank genome assembly.
AUGUCCACGUCCAUGGAAGAUGUGCUUCUGCAAGUGCCGCAGGUUCGAUAUAAAAAAGGGGACGGUACUCUCUUUCUCAUGGACCAAAGGCUCAUUUGGAUGGUGGAAAAUAAAGACACCGUAGCCGUUUCGCACCUUUACGCCGAUAUAAAAUCUCAGAAAAUCUCGCCCGAAGGCAAAGCCAAAGUUCAAUUACAAGUAGUUCUUCACAAUGGCGUCUCUUCGACGUUUCAUUUUACCAAUAAAUCGGGAAUGCCGGCUCAAUUGGCCGAUAGGGAUAAGGUUAAAGAGAUGCUUCAAACGUUGUUGCCUAAAUUCAAACGAAAAGUAGAUAGAGAGCUCGAAGAGAAGAAUAAACUUCUAUCGAGCAAUCCCGCCUUAUUACAACUAUAUAAAGACUUGGUGAUGACUAAAGUGGUGACAUCGGAAGAGUUUUGGUCUCAGCACGCUCAACAGUAUACUCAAAAACAGAAUCAACAAUCGCAAGAAAUUGGUGUAUCGGGAGCUUUCCUGGCCGAUAUUAAACCCCAAACAGACGGUUGUAACGGACUUAAAUACAACAUUACACCCGAUAUUAUCGAAUGCAUUUUCAAAACAUAUCCAGCCGUUAAAAAAAAGUAUAUCGAUAACGUUCCUUCUAAAUUAAGCGAAUCUCAAUUUUGGACGAAAUUUUUCCAAUCCCAUUACUUCCACAGAGAUCGUAAAUACGCAGAGAGCAAAGACAUCUUCACCGAAUGCGGCAAAAUGGACGAUCAAGAAAUGAAGAAAGACAUGCAAAUAGGCGUCAACGAUCCCUUCAUCAACCUAACGGAAUUCGAAGAUAAAACCCUCGACGAUGGGUACGGAACGGGCUCCGAUGUGAUCAGCAACAGCGGUACAGUCAGCCAGGCAAUGAUCAAACGGUUCAACCAGCACUCGAUCAUGGUGUUGAAAUCCAGCAAAAACAAAUCGUCCGAUCAGAAUAACACCCAGCAAAACGGCGCCGUCCAAACACUAAACGGGGACACCAACAACUCCGAGCACAUCGUCAAGAAACAAAGACUCUUAGAGAAGAUAACGUACGAUGAUUUAGAGGAUGCGGAAGUGAAUAAAAACGCCAAAAACGUUCAAUUAAACUUAUCAAAGGUGGAGAGAUACCUUCACGGACCGAUGCCCGAUACGAAUAGCGACUAUAUAAAUUCGAGCGAGGCGUCUCUGAUCCUCCGAGGCGUGAUGCAGGAGACCAAGCAGUGGACCGGCAGGAAUCAAACUACCUCGUUGGUGACGCCGGCCGCGGCCGUCGGGGCGCUGGGCGAGCUGUCGCCGGGCGGGGCCCUCAUGAGGGGUUUCCAAGAGCAGUCUUUGGCUCAAUUGGUACCGAGUGAUAUAGAAAAAGAAGUUAGAAAUCUCUAUUUCGCUUUGUGCGAAUUGCUGAAGCACUUUUGGAAAUGCUUCCCUCCUACGACGCCUACGACCGAAGCCAAAUUAAUUAAAAUGCACGAAGCACUGCACAGAUUCCAUACUGCCAAAUUAAAACCUUUCGAGGAUAAACUGUUAAGGGAACUCUCACCUCUAUCGCAUCAUCUCACGAAACAUCUAAAUCAGUUAUUGAACGCGGCCUAUCAGAAAUUCAAUAACUGGCAGAAGAUCAAAAACCGUUGA